Molecule: messenger RNA, 7452 nt
Organism: Apus apus (common swift)
Lineage: Eukaryota; Metazoa; Chordata; Aves; Apodiformes; Apodidae
Gene: DDI2
Product: DNA damage inducible 1 homolog 2
Exons: 9
Coding region: 26-3076 (1016 amino acids)
Biological process (GO): proteolysis
Molecular function (GO): protein binding; aspartic-type endopeptidase activity
Source: RefSeq, a predicted model, not a curated record
UGGCGGCGGCGGCGGCGGGUCGGCCAUGCUGCUCACCGUGUUCUGCCUGCGCCGCGACCGCAGCGAGCUCACCUUCUCCCUGCAGGUGGACGCUGACUUCGAACUCCAAAACUUCCGGGCUCUCUGCGAGCUGGAGUCCGGUAUCCCGGCGGCCGAGAGCCAGAUUGUGUAUGCAGAGCGGCCUCUAACUGACAACAACAGAUCUCUGGCUUCCUAUGGCUUGAAAGAUGGAGACGUGGUGAUUUUACGACAGAAAGAGACUGUGGAGCCUCGACCCUCCAUCCGUUUCCCAGGUUUGCCUAAGAUCGACUUCAGCAGCAUCGCGGUUCCUGGGACAUCCUCUCAGCAGCACCAGCCCCCAGCACAGCGGCCUCGCCCGUCGCCUCCCGACGCCUCCUCGUUCCCUCAGGGGCUGGACAACCCGAGGCUGCUGCGCGAGAUGUUGCUGGCGAAUCCCCACGAGCUGUCGCUGCUGAAGGAGCGCAACCCGCCCCUGGCCGAGGCCUUGCUCAGUGGAGACCUCGAGAAAUUCACCAGGGUGUUGCUGGAGCAACAGCAGGACCGGGCCCGGCGGGAGCAAGAAAGGAUCCGACUCUACUCAGCUGACCCUUUUGAUCUGGAGGCACAGGCCAAGAUAGAAGAAGACAUAAGGCAACAAAACAUUGAAGAAAAUAUGACGAUAGCAAUGGAAGAGGCUCCUGAGAGCUUUGGCCAGGUGGUGAUGCUGUACAUCAACUGCAAAGUCAACGGACACCCAGUGAAAGCCUUUGUUGACUCAGGUGCCCAGAUGACCAUCAUGAGCCAAGCUUGUGCUGAAAGGUGCAACAUAAUGAGGCUGGUAGAUCGACGGUGGGCUGGCAUUGCCAAGGGUGUAGGGACUCAGAAAAUCAUUGGCAGAGUGCACUUAGCUCAGGUGCAGAUUGAAGGGGAUUUCCUGGCAUGUUCCUUCUCAAUCCUUGAGGAGCAGCCCAUGGACAUGCUUUUAGGACUGGAUAUGCUGAAGAGGCAUCAGUGUUCCAUUGAUCUCAAGAAGAAUGUACUAGUGAUUGGCACCACUGGUUCCCAGACCACUUUCCUCCCAGAGGGUGAGCUCCCGGAAUGUGCCCGGCUGGCAUACGGAGCCGGGCGGGAAGACGUGAGGCCGGAGGAGAUUGCAGACCAGGAGCUGGCAGAAGCAAUACAGAAGUCUGUAGAGGAAGCAGAGAAUAGUGACAAAGAAACUACCUCACUGGGAAUGCCCUCAUUACCAGCUUCUGAUGGGUUUCAAAAUCCAGUCCAGUCUUCAGGACUCAAUUCCAAGAUCUGUAAUCCUGAAAAUCAAUUACUUGAUCGUUCUGUCUCUGCCCCUGCUUCAAUUUGCUCAUCCGAAUCUAACUGCACGGAGCCCAUUGAUCCUAGAGCCAUCAAGUCCUUUGAGUCUCCAACUGAAUCCCAGAUAACCCCAGAAAAAGAACAUUCUCUCUUAUUACAGCAUCUUUCCAAUAAGGCUUCCUUGGCAAAUGACAGCCCUUCUCCCCAGAUAGGGGAGGGAACCUGUUGCAAUCCAGCUUGCCUUUCACAGAAGACACUCAAAGAAACAUUUAUUGCUGACAGUCUAAAGGAAUGUAACACUGAAGAGCAAGACUGUGGUCAGGAACAUCCUUUGGAAGUGAUAAAAGACAAGAGUUUGGCUGACACUGCUGCUAAGGAUGGGCAAAAGAAAGCUGUAUGUCUGUCACCAGAACAGGAACAAAAGCAUGAGCUUCCCAUAGGUCAUCAGAUGUGCAAAGAACCAGAGAAGAAACAUCUGGAGAAGCAAACUGAGACAGCUGACUCAGAAGCUCCUUGUCAUGUUGGUGAGGUUGAGAAACCUGUUGCAGAAGAAGCCAGCCAGCCAGAAAAUCCUCCUACAGAAACCACAGGAGAGGGCCAGGAGAAAGCAAGUCUGUCCUGUGUGAAAGGGCAUAUCCAAAUGUCAGCCUCCUGUAGCUGGAUGCAGACGGAAGCCUCCAUGGAAGUAGAUACAGUUGAGCAGUCUGUAGUGGAAGCACAUGGUUCAGCAGGUGAGCAGAAGAAGCAGGCUGAGAGCAAAAGUGUGCCUGACCUGAACUUGGAGGCAUUUUCCAUGGAGGUGGAGUCUCUGAAGUCUGCUUCCUCCCUGGGUGAUCCACUCUCCACCAGUGGUAGCCCAUGGUCUAACAGCACGAGUGAGGUUUCUGCAAAGUAUAAUGAGUUGUCUAAUUUAGCAGCUGAAGACAGCUCUUGCCCCUCCAGAAUCCAUCGGCUGGACACAGAUCCAGGAAGACCUUCAGAAGAGCCAUGUUUGUCUCUAGCAUCAGCCUUGAAAGAGCUGCACAAACUCCUGGUUAUCAGUCGGAAAGGAGGAUGUAAAAUCCUUGCCUCUGAAGAAGUCUCUGAGCUAGAAAUGGUUCACCAAGAGCCAGCACCACCGUGGAAGGGGCUUUCUGGCCAUGAGCAGAAAGGCCCGGAUCCAGCCAGCCAGGAACAGAGUUGUUCCUCCUAUGAGGUGAGGUCUGAAGGUGGAAGAGCAGAGGGGAAGCAGCCUUGUGAUUCUGGCAUAGAGAACAUCAGCUCUGGGUCUGUUGGUCAUGCUCAGUCAGCUCUCAGUGAAGGUGCUCAGGAGAGCCAGAAGUUUUCAUGUAGGAGUGAUUUGGUUGUGGUGAGUUCUGCAGCAACAUCUGACCAGCAAGAGAGCUCUGAGCGGGUGGAGGUUUGGGUGGAAAGUUCUCUGAGUCCAGCUACUCCCACUUUGGAGCAAAACACAUCUGUUUCCUCUGCACCUGCUUUGGCUGCAGCUGCACCUCAAGGUACUCAGAGCAGUACAGGAGCACCUGGGAGAAACAGCACUUCUGCUUCUGGAGGUGGGUGUGAGGAACCAGUGCUGAGCCCACCAGCUGGCUGUGCUGGACUUGCCUCAGGUGCUUCACCAUCUGCUUUCCCCGUGGCUGAUGUUGAUCGGAUCCUCAGCGCUGGUUUUACCCCUCAGGAAGCUCUUGAGGCUCUGGAACAAGCAGAUGGAAACACAGAUCUUGCUCUUCUCAUUUUGCUAGCCAAGGGUAUCAUUGUUCCUACCUAACUGUGGAAGAGGUAGCUGACUGGGGUGUCUUUUCUUUUAAAGGACAUAUCUAAAUUACACACCACAGUGUACAAGCAGAAUGUCGAGCCAGAAUUUUUUAAAUCAUUUGCAGCCAAAGUAACUUGUCUCCCGUUUCACUCAUUAGAUUUGGCCUUUUAAAAGAAAGCAAAACGUCCUAGUGUUGUGUGGACAGGAUAAGCUUCUAAUUAUGCCUACUGGAUGAAAAUCUUUUCAUUUAAAUGUACAAUUUUAGAAUAAGCUCCAGUGUUUCUGAAUAUAAAGCAGAAGCCAUUAAGAUCACCACCCUGUCCAGCACCAAGCAGAUGGUGAAGCUGACUUGCCCGUGGGUGCCCAGCCCAGCGCGGACGCAAAGCGGCGCUUGUCUAGAGGGACUUUGGUGGUUUUGUUUUAGCUCUCCUGCUCUUUGUAACCCCAUGUCCCACCUGGGGUGCUGUUGAAACUAUUAUGGCAGCUACUAAAGGUAUGUAGAUGCCCACAGAUGUGUAACCCUUUGUGAGAGGAGUGAAGGGGAGGGGGGUGGUUUGGAAGCGUGUGGUUUUGUGUGUGCACAGGGAAGGCCCAUGACUGUUUUUGCCAAACCCUUUCAUGCUCUUGGGCCAGUGUGCUCCAAGUUUACAAUGUGGGGAUAGAAGAAGGGAAGGGAUAGAAUUUGGUGCUACCAAAACUUGCAAUGUUUUAACUUAUUUGAAGAUGUGCUGGUAUUAACUGGGGAGGGGGGGGAGGGAAGAGGAGUCUUUUACAUUUUUUUUUCUAGCCUUGCCCAAAUCAUGUUUCCCCCAUCCAAAAGAACAAACUCAACCACUUGAAGGCAAAAACUGAAUGCUGAAAUUGUUUAACCAACCAAUCAUGUGUUAUGGCUCUUAAUCCCCCUCUGCCUGGGGAAGAAUGAACUGUUUCAGUGGAUGCAUUCUCUCCAUACCGAGCAGGGAUGUGAUUAGAAGAAUGAAGAAAUCUGCUUUGCACUCGUUUAUUUUGAUUUUGGGGGAUGAUAAGCCUCUCAGCUGUGGAAAUGCAAACUGCAGAAAGCCCAUAGUGGCUGGUGAGGUACGAAUUUAAUACCUCUUCUAGAGCCAGGGCUCCCCAAUAGGGUUUAUGAAACAAAUGCACUGACAUGGCUUCUGCAUUAAAACCAUCGUGGCCUUCUGGGAAGUCCCUGGUGAAUAACCUGUCUGUUGAGGACUCACCGAGGCUGAGCUGUAGGAAGCUCUUUCCAGAUGCUUUUUUUGGGGGGGGCAUGAACUACUUGGUGAUGCUCUGCAGAGCCCCAAAACACUGUUGGGGCUGGGGAAGGAAAGUGUGGCUGAAAGCGUGAUACCAAAUUUUAAGUAGGAAUUUCUACUUAGUCCCAUGUGCAAAUCUCUGAGGUGGCUUUGUGUCAGGUGUUCAUCUUGAACUCUGCUUUGAGCCAAACCUGAAGGGGUGGGUCAGCAGCAGCUAGAAAUGUGGUUUUGUUCAUGGCUUUCAUUUGUCAUUAUCAUUGUCUCAGGCCUGUGUUCCUGGUGUUUUGUUUGCCCUGGUGCUUCCCCGUUCGGCCUGCGUGUAUGCUGGGCUUUAGUCAUGCAAGGAAGGUGGCAUCUAAAAACAACUCAAAUUUGGUUUCAUUUGUCAAACCGCAGGAGUUUCUGAUGUCAGGGAGCUGUGGUGCUCAGGUUUUUCGUAGGCACUUGGGCAGCCAGGAGAUCCUUUAGAAUAAUGAAGAGCUUUAAGGCAUUCCUCUGUCUAUCAAAUGGAGCUUCUGCAUGAGGUGUGAACAUACCAGCCAGGGCUGGAGCUCCCAGGUAUGUUGGGCUCACAUCCCACUCCCUGAGAUGCUGGGAAGCAGUUCUUGGCUCUUUGGGAACCCCCUUGCUCCUGGAGCAGCAUUGAGUAAUUCACUUGAGGCUCUUUUCAAAAUGGGUUACUGAGGCAAGAUGACAGAUUUACCAUCUUUACUGGGCAGCUGGUCAGAGUUGCCCCUGCUGAAGCAUUUGAAAUAUUCUCCUUACAAUGAGCACCUCAAAUUAACAAAAGGCCCCUCUGAAAAGGGUACAGGAGUAGUUUGAUCAACUGUCUCUGUAGAAGCCUUAGGAAAUAAUGAUACAUAAUAAUUAGACCCAUUCCCACCUGCAUCUGGCUCACUGUCAAAAGCAGCAACAAGAAUGAAGCUCCCAGGUCUCAGAUCCAGAGCAUCCUCAGUCUAAGCAGCUGAAUCUGCUCCUGAUUCUCACCACGGGUCUCAGUGAGGUGGUCCUGGGAGCACGUCCCCACCUGGUGCACAGGUACCAGCUGCAGGUUGACCCUAUUGGACACACAAGAGCUACAGGUUCAUCUGCUGCAGCUUCUUGAAGCACCAGGUGUUAGCCAGCCAAUCUUAGACCUGUUUUGUAUUUAUACUUUAAAUGUUUUUAGAAGCAAUUGCUAAUAGCUAGACAAAGCACUGCUGCUUUGCACCAAACUGGUUAAGGCUCUAGUUUUAUAGCCACGUUUACUUAGACCGCAUAGACUGAAUUGAUGCUAUAAAAGCUUUAGAGUAUCAGCCAACUUGCUUCAAUGCUCAGUUUUAUUCUUUGUCAAGUAUAAAUUUUGAAAACUGCCCUUCUGCCAAAUCCGUACUGAAGCAUUUAUCAAUAGUGCUAGAAUUUCCUGGGUAACUUUCUCUGAACUGCUAGAAGCAAAGUCUGACCCCCAACUGAUAAAUACCUGUAAAACUAUUGUACCAAGUUGGUCCAAGCCUGGUGAUUUAAAUCUCUUGAUUCCAGAGCCUUGCUUUGAGUGAAUGGCUGCGUGCUGCUAAAUUAGAGAGUAAUUUCUUUAGGAGCAAGAUUUGUGUUGGAGAAAAUCUGGGCAAUGGUGAGUAUUGAAGGUGAAAACAAAAUGUAACAGAACCUGUAUUUAGCAAACGCUGUCUAAAAGUUUGUCUUCUGUUUCAGUGUGCUUGUGUGUCCUCCCUGCUGUGUGUACAUCCUGUGCUCAGCCUUUAGCAAUCCCUCAGUGCUUCCCUGGCCCACAAAGUGGGAAUAAUUCUCUUUAAGCAGGGAUGGCAGACUGCUACAGCGUGUUGAUCAGAGCUGGGGAUCAAGGUAACACCAAAAGCUGUUCAGGUUUCCGAGGAGCUGUGUAUCCUGGCCUAAAAUAAGGCUCUUCAGUCUCUUCCUCAUCCUCAUUAAUCACUUCUGCAAUCUACUCAUGUCACAUCAGCUUAGCAAAAUGAUUUCAGGAUGGAAAGUCCAUCUGUAGAGAAUAAAGCAACAUUUGGAGGUGGCUUCAGGAAGAGGACAGCACCUGUGGGGACCCUUGUGGGUCUGUAGAGGUUGUUUCUGGGUGUUUCCUGAAGCCACUGUGAUCAUGGACCUUGCUGUUGGUUUCUGGGAUCUUUUCCUUAGAGAUCCUGAAGGAAUUUACUCGGCCUCUGGAAUGUGUUACCUGAGGCUCUGGGCGGGUUUAGAGGUGAUGUUUAAUGAAGUAACAUCUGAAGGUAUCUGGGCACAGAUAAUUCUGACAAGAGGAGGAAACAUUUCCUAGUGACAGUCCCUGGCAUGUUGACCUGCUGCUGGACAGAGCUGAGCUGAGCUGCGUUUUCGCAACAAUCUCUGCCUCGUUGCUGCGUACGUUCAACUUCCUACGUAGACACUUGGUCUCCAGGACUGUUAACCUUGUACCACCUGGACACGUUCCCUUCUUUCUGUCUUUGUGUCUCCCUCUUGCUGUCUCUUUUCCUCAAAUGUAGCAAUAUUUAAGUGUACUUGCUGAAUGCUUAACUUCCAGAUCAGUUUUCUUUACAACACUAUGCCAUUUACGAAUAAAGCGAGGAGCAGGUCCUAGAGGUUUCUUCACCAGACUUGGACUUCUUGCUGAACAGCUCCCCAGAACUCUUAACGUGAAUUCAAAGUGGAGAAAUCUAGAGGUAUUUUCCUGCCUCUCUCAGAAGUCAGCUUGGGAAACGGGGUCUGUUUUGUGUACAUCAUUCCCUUCUGAAGUGUUCAAGAGAUUUCUUCCUGCACUGUGUAGACGUAGCUUAGUCCGUGAUCCAAAUGCGCAGCAGUUUGGGUUACUCUCUGACUGAUGCUUUUUAGCUUCAGAGUUUUACAAACUCACUUAAGGAACUUGAGGGAAUCAAUACUCAGGAAUCCUAAAGCUGGUUUGCAUUUGUGUCAUUUACUCUUCUGGGCUGAACAGACUGUGGUUGUCCUCGCAAGGUGGCUGAAGGGAGGAGUGGUUGUGUCAUCAGAGAAUGGGAUGUGGUUCUGCCCAAAGUAAUACACACUUGAUUCUUUUUUUUUUUUUUUUUUAAUAUUGGGGGACUGUUUAUCAACAAAAUUGAUGUGUAAAAAAAAAUAAUUUGAUAUUUAAAAAAAUGAAUAAACACUUUAUCAUAA